GCCUUUAAAAAUCUAAAAACUUGUACCUGGUGACCUGAUUCCAUUGGUAUUUUUUAUUUUUGGCUACACUCCCAUACCUGGGUCCAAGCCUCGUUGUUAUUUGGAAUGUUUGGAAACUUAUUUUUAUAACUUGAACUCUAUUCAGAAUGACGGGAACUCUCCAGGUGUUCCCAGGUUCCCGACCUUCGAUAGUCCAGUUUUACUGAUUGUAAUUCUGCGCAUGUAUUAUAUGGAAGAUAUAUAUAUAUAUACAUUGUACAAAUAUUUACAGCCGUAGUAGUGUGACCCAGAGAUCCUACUCUAAAGGCUUGACCCUCAGUCUUGGUGGAUUUACAGGGCCCUUACCACCAUGAUCUCCUAUGGUGUUCUAGUCUUGGCCCUGGCUCAUGCCAUUUUGGCCAAAGUGAGUCCAAAUUUCAGUGACUGUCUUGGCCAGUUCUAUGCUAGCCGCCCUCCUGUAGGAUUUGACAGUAGCCUCACCCCCAUCUGCCAGAUGUAUGAGACCUACAACAAUCCUUUUUUUGCAACACUUUAUCACAAGAGGAACAGAUAUGGUUUGUAUUCAGCCUAUAUCUUGGACACCCGUCCCGGUGAUAACGUUGGAGGCGAUCAGACCUUCCGACUGGAGCCUCAGUUGGUAGACACCAGACUCCCCAAACAAAUGUCGCUCCAGCCUGCAACAGAGACAGCAAUUCGCAACCUCGGCCUCUCAGGUACCCCUGCCGAAAUUAUCAAGCAAGCCCAGGCCAUCAACUCUGAUUAUACAGGAAGCAACUAUCAUAAGGGGCACCUCAACGCCAAUGCUGACCACCCUGAUGGACCAGGACAGAAAGCCACCUACACCCUCACCAAUGUGGCCCCCAUGUAUGGCACCUUGAACAGUGGGGCCUGGAGGAACAAUGAGAAGAGAGUGAGGGACAUUGCCGCCACUUGUGGAAGGAUGUACGUGAUCACCGGGGUUGUUCCUGGAAACAAUUGGAUAUCAGUAAACGGCGUGCAGAGAAUUAAUAUCCCCAGUCAUGUAUGGAGCGCCUUUUGCUGCCUAAACAACAACAACCAACCCAUCAGAGCUGAAGGAUCCUUGGCCCCGAAUAAUGCCAACACAAUCCAGACUGGUCUCAGCAUCGCAAGCCUUCAGAGUCAGCUGAAAUCCCUCAUGGGAACAACCGUCACCCUCUUCUACAAUAACUGUACUUAGAUUGGGCAAUGAAC
Hyla sarda is the source of this 1212-nucleotide messenger RNA. RefSeq names its product endonuclease domain-containing 1 protein-like. Bases 350 to 1198 code for a protein of 282 amino acids. The record is from RefSeq and is a predicted model, not a curated record. Gene Ontology annotation, molecular function: nucleic acid binding; hydrolase activity; metal ion binding. The transcript has 2 exons. NCBI's taxonomy places the organism in Eukaryota, Metazoa, Chordata, Amphibia, Anura, Hylidae.